Messenger RNA from Corvus hawaiiensis (hawaiian crow), 4184 nucleotides. It is a transcript of the gene PPAT, whose product is annotated as phosphoribosyl pyrophosphate amidotransferase. Gene Ontology annotation, molecular function: amidophosphoribosyltransferase activity. Lineage: Eukaryota; Metazoa; Chordata; Aves; Passeriformes; Corvidae. Bases 235 to 1761 code for a protein of 508 amino acids. The record is from RefSeq and is a predicted model, not a curated record. Gene Ontology annotation, biological process: purine nucleobase biosynthetic process; purine nucleotide biosynthetic process. The transcript is spliced from 11 exons.
AGCUGAGGAGGCGGGGCCGGGCGAGGCGGUAGAGCGGGCCCGGGGUGCGGUGUCGCCCCCCCGCAUGUAAAUGAGGGCGGGAGGCGCCCGGCGGGCCACCGGGAGCCCCGGGCGGAGCGGCGUUGUGGGCUGAGCGCGCCGCCGGCAGCAGCGCGCGGGAGCCGCUGGAGUGCGGCCGGGACUGGGACUGGGAGCGGGAGCGGGGCCGCCGCGCCGCCACGUGCUGCCCGCGCCAUGGAGCUGGAGGAGCUGGGCAUCCGGGAGGAGUGCGGCGUGUUCGGCUGCAUCGCCUCCGGCGCGUGGCCCACGGAGCUGGACGUGCCCCAUGUGAUCACGCUGGGGCUGGUGGGGCUGCAGCACAGGGGCCAGGAGAGCGCUGGAAUUGUGACGAGUGAUGGCGAGUCAUCCCAGGCAUUCAAAGUGCACAAGGGAAUGGGUCUUAUAAAUCACGUCUUCAAUGCAGACAGCCUGAAGAAGCUGUACCCUUCAAAUCUUGGUAUUGGGCACACAAGGUACUCCACCUCAGGAAUUUCUGAGCUGCAGAACUGCCAGCCUUUUGUUGUAGAGACUCUUCAUGGAAAGAUUGCUGUGGCACACAAUGGGGAGCUAACAAAUGCUGCACAACUCAGGCGGAAGCUUAUGAGGCAUGGUGUGGGACUGUCGACCAGUUCUGACAGUGAACUGAUCACCCAGCUGCUGGCUUUCACACCUCCACUGGAAAACGAUGAUACGGCUGACUGGGUGGCAAGAAUAAAAAACUUAAUGAAGGAAACUCCAACUUCAUAUUCAUUGCUAAUUAUGCAUAAAGACAUAAUCUAUGCAGUACGUGAUCCAUAUGGGAAUCGCCCGCUCUGCAUUGGUCGCCUUAUUCCAGUAGGGGACAUGAAUGGAAAAGGAAAAGAUAACACUGAAACAGAAGGAUGGGUUGUCUCUUCUGAAUCCUGUAGCUUUUUGUCCAUCGGUGCAGAGUACUAUCGGGAGGUCCUUCCUGGAGAGAUUGUGAAAAUAUCCAGACAUGAUGUCCAGACACUGGAUGUUGUACGAAGACCUGAAGGAGAUCCAUCAGCAUUCUGCAUCUUUGAAUAUGUUUAUUUUGCAAGACCAGACAGUAUUUUUGAAGGUCAGAUGGUGUAUUCAGUCCGCAGAAGAUGUGGGCAGCAGCUUGCUAUUGAAGCACCUGUGAAAGCAGACCUGGUCAGCACUGUUCCAGAGUCUGCAACCCCAGCAGCUCUUGGUUAUGCUCAAAAGUGUGGACUACCAUACGUUGAAGUACUUUGUAAAAAUCGAUAUGUAGGGAGAACAUUUAUCCAGCCAAAUAUGAGGUUACGGCAACUUGGUGUUGCAAAGAAGUUUGGCGUUCUGUCUGAUAAUUUUAAAGGCAAACGAGUUGUUAUCAUUGAUGACUCAAUUGUGAGAGGCAAUACCAUUUCACCCAUAAUAAAACUACUGAGAGAAUCAGGAGCCAAAGAGGUGCACAUUCGUGUAGCUUCCCCUCCCAUAAGAUUUCCCUGUUACAUGGGAAUAAACAUUCCAACAAAAGAAGAACUCAUUGCCAACAGACCUGAAUUUCAUGAUCUUGCAAACUAUAUAGGAGCAGACAGUGUUGUCUAUCUUUCUGUGGAAGGGUUGGUAUCGUCUGUGCAAGAAAGCAUCAAAGCAAGACAGGACAACAAUCCUAAAACCCAAAAGUCAUUUAUUGGAAAGCUUGGUCAUUGCACAGCGUGUCUCACUGGAGACUAUCCUGUUGAGCUAGAAUGGUGAACUUUUAAUGAACGGACAUCAGUUCAUAUGUUGUUCAAUGUACCUUUUUCAAUGAUGCCUUCUUGCUAAAUAGCCUUCUUGCAUGUAGGUAAAACAGAAGCCUUACGACAGCUAACUAAUUACUGUUACUAAAACACAUCUUUAAGUAAAGACUUACAGAAAGUCUGAUGUGCUGAUGAAAACAAUGUUAGCAGAUUAAAAUACAAAAUCAUAUAGUUUUGAUGCACAGUUGUGCCUUCUAUUUUAUCACAAAAUGCUAUAAAAACCAAAGUUUUUUUUAAUUACGUAGAAGUCCCAGAGUUUGUUGUUUCAGUCUUUCCCCGAAAGCUUCCCCAUUAGACUUGUUCACAAAGCACAGAUUGUGUGAUGAUGUAAUUUCAAAUUAUCCAAUGCAAAAAUAUCUGAAGUUUGCUUUUCUCCUUAGGAAAAAUACCAGAUUUUGAAGAGUGAAAUUGCUUCCUCAGCAGUUCUUGCUUAGGUUUUUAAAGAAUAGAAGUAUCUAACUUUUGCAUACAAACAGCCUUUAUUAAUUGAGGCCUUUGUAACAGAUUCUAUGCACAUGAUGUCUAACAUGAUUUUUAAAAAUGAAGACUCAGGGAAAUGCUCAGCCAAAAGCUCUCUAGUUUUGUAACUUUAAAAUUAGGUUUUAGAAGUCGUGUAAUUACAUUAUCUCUGUGUGCUUCUAUCAGUUGCCAAUACAACGCGGAAGGAGAAAAAUAUACUUGGCACUGCCAUUCUUUUUUCUGUUUUACACCUUGUUUUCUCUGGAACAAGUCUGACAAUUUCCGAAGUGUACUUUUCAUGUGCCAACAUCCAAAGUAAACUAAAAAAAAACAACUUUCCAUUCUUAACAGUAAAAAUGAUAAAUGAAGAUCAUGAGUUGUUUUGGAUAUAGUCUUAUUUUACUACAUUACUGCUGUUAGAAUAAAUGUAAUGUUUAAAAAAACUCAAGUGUUCUGAAGAACAAUUAGCUGUUAAAUGCAUUGGGUUCAGUUGGUCACAAUUACACAGUUACUGGUAUACAGGAAGAUCACUUGGUCAAUGAACCACUAGCUGAAAAUGGAAAAGCACCUUUUCAAAACUACUGCAAAUUUACGCACAAUUUAAAAAAUAUUUUGUAUACCUCAGUCUUUCUCACUGAAUACCAGCAACUUAAUUUUAGAUUUUCUAUUUAAUAUUGUGUAUUUUGGCCUUAUAAUUGUUUGUGACGCUGUUAAAAAAAAUAAAUAGAAAAGUUUAAGAGCUUCUUCCUUCCCCUUCAUCUUCCAUAGAGUUGAGAAUUACAGGACUGCUAAUUAAAUUCAAAAGGGAGUUUUCUUAUGUGGGAUUUGUAGCAAUUGUGCCUGAUUGACAAUCACAACACAAAGUCCUAGUUCAAGAAAGCAUGUAAAUACACGUGCUUUAAUGAAGUCAAGACUGUGACUUGUGCAGUGGAAUCAGAACCUACUUGUAGCCAAACCUAUGGGAGAACCAAGAUUUGGUGAGCAUUGGGCUCUUGCUGUGCUUCUUCACCAUUGCCCAGAUCUGCACAUUGGGGAUGUAUGUAGAUCUCUUCUAUUAGCAAGUUUGGUUUUUUAACAGAACCAUAACAGUUUGUCUGGACAGUAAAUUGAACAAAACCAGAACAGGGUGGACACUGACCACCCCCUCUUCCAGGUUAACCAGGAAGGAGUAUGAAGAAACAGAAAAACUGCUGUGAACAUUUUUCACUGUUCUUCUUUCCCACCCUCAAAAGAAAAUCAUUUUUAGAAGGGCUAAGUUGAGCUCUUAGAUUACAAAUACGUGUGAGGAGCCCUUUAUAUGUGAGAUAAACAUUUAGAUGCACAGUGUAACAAGUCUAUCUGUCUAUAGUCAUCCACAAGACAGACUGGAAAUGAAACUUGUGGAAAUUCUGUUUUAAUGUGCUUUUAACAAAACGUGCUUUUAACAAAAUUUUUGAAGUCCAGUAAUAACUACUUUAAUGUGAUUUGAGCAUUGGGUGGCAUAAUUCUAAUUUAAAAAAAAAAAUAGUCCCAUUGCCUUUUCCCCUCUCCACAUUAUGCAAAGGAAUUGUCUGCUACUGUGAGCACUGUAAAUUUUGGAUGCACUGCAAUAGUGAAUCUUUAUUAUGUACUUUUCAAAAUCUUAAGUUAAGGAGGAGAAUACUUUUCAAGUGUCAUUUUAUUCGGACAUCUGGAUUUAUGCUCCAGGUUACUAGACCCCUUUUUAUCACAUACAGCCAACACACACAUCAGUAAGUGUGGUGAAGGAGAAAACUCUGGCUUUAGGUGUCGCUAUUUGCAUUAAUGUUUUACUGUGAAACCGUUUCUGCUGUAUUACCCAUGUGCAACUGUGCCAAACUAUCACUUACAGAAUGUGAUGAACAGUAGAAAGCUAAUGUCUAACUUCUCCCAUGCAAACAUUAAAAAUGGUUGUGAACUGGU